This is a messenger RNA of Electrophorus electricus (electric eel), 1602 nucleotides long. It is a transcript of the gene ptgis, whose product is annotated as prostaglandin I2 (prostacyclin) synthase. The record is from RefSeq and is a predicted model, not a curated record. Gene Ontology annotation, biological process: prostaglandin biosynthetic process. Gene Ontology annotation, molecular function: monooxygenase activity; prostaglandin-I synthase activity; iron ion binding. Lineage: Eukaryota; Metazoa; Chordata; Actinopteri; Gymnotiformes; Gymnotidae.
UUAGAUUGUGGUCCAUUGACAGCGACAGCUGCACAAACUUUACAGAAUGAUUUGGAUAACAGGGUUACUCUUAACUGGACUUCUCGCUAUGUUUUACAUCUACAUGAGGCGCACAAGACGGAGAAACGAGCCCCCACUGGACAGAGGGAGGAUUCCUUGGCUUGGACAUGCUCUUGAGUUUAAGAACGAUGCUGCCCAGUUUUUAACACGGAUGAAACAAAAUCAUGGAGACAUCUUUACAGUGUGUGUAGCUGGGAAUUACGUGACUGUACUGCUGGAUUCGAACUGCUAUGAUGCUGUCCUUGCGGACACACACUCCCUGGAUCUCACUCCCUAUGCUCAGCUUCUGAUGGAGAGGAUCUUCAGCCUUCAUCUGCCUAAUCAUGAUCCAGUAUCUGAGAAGAAGAGGGUAGCACUAUAUUUUAAGGAGCCUAAUUUAUCUCAAAUCUGCAUUUCAAUGCAAAAAAACCUGCACUUCCUUAUGACAUCAGAAAUAACCCAGGAAACAGCUGAGUGGAAAAAGGACAAACUCUUCAGCUUCUGUUACACCUUGCUCUUCAAGGCUGGUUAUCUUACUCUCUUUGGCACAGCUAAUAAUAACAGUGCUACAUUAACUGAGGUUUAUGAGGAAUUUCGGCAGUUCGACAAGCUUCUGGUUAAACUAGCACGACAGACCUUGCCAAGAGAUGAGAGAAGAAUUGCCAGCUCAGCACAAGAGCGACUAUGGGAACUUUUGUGCCCAGCCUACUUAAUCAAGGGAGCUGAGGCCCAGUCCUGGCUACAGACCUACUUGGUGCAGCUGGAGCAGCUGGGCCUCGACACUAAUAUGCAACAGCGAGCCAUGCUGUUCCAGCUGUGGGUCACACAGUGUAAUGCAGGACCAGCUGCAUUCUGGAUGCUGGGCUUCUUGCUCACCCACCCUGAGGCUCUGAGAGCCGUUAGAGAAGAGCUACAAGGCCUGAAGCACCCGUUGAGCAAAAGAGAAAACACACCAGUGUUCAACAGUGCCCUGAACGAGACGUUGCGGCUCACUGCAGCAGCACUCAUCGUGAGAGAAGUGAUGUAUGAUAAAAUGGUUCGCUUGAGCAGUGGCCAAGAACACCUCCUGAGGCGAGGAGACCGCCUCUGUAUCUUCCCCUUCCUCAGUCCACAAAUGGACCCUCAGAUCCACCAUGAGCCAGAGAAGUUCAAGUUUGACCGCUUCCUAAAUGCUGACGGCACAGAGAAGCAGGACUUCUUUAAGGAAGGUCUGAGGAUGAGGUACGGCAACAUGCCUUGGGGAACCGGCAGCAACUUAUGUCCAGGCCGCCAUUUUGCUGUUAGUGCUUUAAAACACUUUGUGUUCAUGAUCCUGACACGCUUUCACCUGGAGCUGUGCGAUGGCAACGCGAACAUGCCAGUUGUGGAUACCAGCCGCUAUGGGUUCGGGAUACUCCACCCAGCUGGGGAUUUAGAAAUCCGCUUCAAACCCAGGGAGUGAUUCUAUGAUAUCUCCACAAUCAACGCUGUACAUAAUUCGGUAGCUUCACUGUUUAUUUAAGAAUGUGUACUCGUAUGUUCAUCUGUUUUGUACAACCAUUUUGCCUGUUAUUUAUUUGAUUA